Nilaparvata lugens (brown planthopper) is the source of this 6273-nucleotide messenger RNA. RefSeq lists its product as uncharacterized. NCBI's taxonomy places the organism in Eukaryota, Metazoa, Arthropoda, Insecta, Hemiptera, Delphacidae. The coding region runs from base 65 to 832 and encodes 255 amino acids. The record is from RefSeq and is a predicted model, not a curated record. The transcript is spliced from 7 exons.
UAGUUUCGAUGAGUGAGUCAUAAAGUUGAAGUUUCAAAAUUGAAGAGAAAAGUGUGUGAACAAAAUGGUCAACAUUGGGGAUAAAAAUUAUCAACUUUUUCGAAACUUGAAGAGAACAUCAUGGUACUACAGCGUGGAAUAUACAGAAGACAUGAUCCACAUAUCUCCAAAAGAAAGUGAUAGCCAUGGAUUUGGGCCAAAAGUUAAGCCUGUAAAAUUUCUGUCAAGUUUGUUCAAACGGAAAAAAGGAAGUCAAGAAGAUGGACCCGUUGUUAAAGUAGAAGAAGCUUCAUAUCCAGAUAGUUUAGCUCCCAGCAUGGAUAGGAAUGUUAAUAUUUCAGGAGUUGCAAGAGUGCCUUCAACUUUGUCAGUAAGAGAGAUAUUAUUGUCGCCAUGUCCACUGUCCCCCGCCCCCUCAACUCCAGCGCGUAGCAGAGACAUCGACUUGGAUAUGGAGACUCUGCGGAUCUCCAGACAUGAUAACCCUUUCCUCAAGCAAGUUCUUGCCAGCAGAGAAAGUUUAGCUGACAGUCUGGAAGAAUCGGAAUCUGAUGAUAUCAACUUGAUGGCUCAGGAAUUCGGAGGUGACCUAGAAGACCCUCUCUCACUACCAGAAGUACACGAACACAUGAUUCGUUCACCACCACCCACAUCGUGGCCACGAUCGCCCAAUUUCAAAUUGUUUCGAUUUCCAGAUAUGGAUCAAUCAUCCAGUCAGAAGAGCCGAUCAGAGGAUCGACAAGCUCAAUGUCUUCACCGCGACUUCCCCUCCCCCCUCGCCCGCACCAGAGAUCGAACAGCGAUUGCAAAGAGCGCGCAUUCUCUCUACUGAACCCGACACCUUUGCGCUCUCUCUCAGAUGUGCGUCGUCUCCAUAACAGAGCUGAGGACAGCCAAAGUCUGGUUGCCAUGGAAACGCCACCCACCAAUGUCACCUAGCUCACGCUCAUUCAUUCAUUACUACACCAUCUACUACAUUCCAUUCAUAAAUUACACCACUCACUACAUCCCAUUCAUUAAACGAUGGAGUUACUAUACUUGGUAAGUUACUAUCGUUAGCUGGGUCGCAUAUGAGUUACUAAGAUUGUGUAUUAGGUAUGGCAAAUGCUACUGUGAAAUUCACUUUAAACUGUCAGCAUUAUUUCAAUGAAAAGCUUUUAUUGUUAUCUAUAAGGAUUGCUGACAGUUUAAAUUGAAUCUUAAUAUAGGAUGAUUCAUUAUAAUUAUGUCAUAAUGAUUGUGAACUGUGAAGUUUCUAUUCUUAGUAAGUUAUUGUCAUAAUCUGGAACGCUUGAUUUGGCUGGAAUAAGUUACUAUGAUGGCGAGUUAUUUGGAAGAUGAUUAAAUGAUUCAUGAUCUUGUCACUACUGUGAUCGAUAAGUUACUAUAUUUUACUGGUUACUAGAACUAGAACUUACUAUACUAGUAAGUUACUAAUAGUAAGCUGAUCUCACAGUUUACCUUGUAUGAGUUACUAUGAUUGCGAGUUUUUUGGAAGAUGCUAGGAGGAAAGUGGGGGCAGUAAUUAUAAACAUUUUCAAGUGCCCCAUUACUCAGUCAGAUACGAUUACAGUAUCCUAUAUAUAUCUGGUCAGAUAUCUUUGAUGGUGAUCUUUUAUCGAAUAGUUGAUAGUCUAACAAGGGUCUUUCUUAUAGGGAAUCAAAUCUUUGAUAGAAGUUGAUGAAAUAUCUAUGAUCAUUUACUUUAUUUUCCAAGUUUCUCAAAUUCUUUUUAAUUGAUAAAUCCUUUUUUAUAUGUUAAAUAAUAUUAAUUAUUAUUAUUAAUAAUAAUAUAAUGAUAAUUCUAUUGUGAACUUUUAAUUCGAGAUCCAAACGGAAUAAACCUAUGAUUUACCUAUAAAACUUGUAAUGGGGCCCAAAUGAAACAAUGUUUUAGCAAAGCUUGCUUUGUUUCCAUAGAAACCAAAAUCAGAAUCGUCAAACCAACUAGAUUGAGAUUCACUUACUUGAGACUCACAUCAUUGGAUGAAUGGUGAGCAUUGAUGUUAUUCAUAACCAAUGUGAACUGUUUGAAGUGGAUUCAAAAGAAUAGCUCUGAUCAGUUCACCAAAACGUCUUUUGCUAGGAUAGUUCUCAAACGCGUUUAUAAAUACGGCCUUGAAUGAGAUGUGAUUGAUGUUCUACAUUAUAAAAGAACAUAAAUAUAUUGUAUUAGUUACCUACUUCACUCUUGAGUUAUCCUAUUAUAAGUUACAUUGUAAUAUUCCUCUGUUGAGAGAGAUGGGUUUUAUGAAGGAUUCUAAACAUAACUUUAAUUCUCUACACAUUCCUACCAAGUUACCAGUUAUACAAAUUAUAUAUGUUGAGUUUUUACUUAUUUUCGUAUUCAAGUUACGACAUUAUUGUGUGAGUAAUUGAAGAUAAAUACUUGUAUGAGUUACUAGAAUAGUGUAAAUUCAAAAUUUAUUCGAUAAUUCAUGAAUAAGAGAGAAGUGAAGUAAGUGAAAAGAGAAAGUUAAGAAGCUGUCGAUCAAUUAAAACUAGCAAAACUUAAGAAAUACCUAUCCAAUGAAAAUAUAGUAGUUCUAUUUUAAAUAAUAAAAUCUUGGUCGUUCUAGAUUGAUAUGAUACAUAGAUGCAUCUAAUCUGAUUAAAUUAUGAAAAUUGUUGUUUUGGUCAUGAAAUUUAUUCUCUAUAAUAAUAAUAUAUAGUUCAAUUUUAUUGUUACUUGAUAAAUCGGCUCGAAUAUUUUAUAUACAUUAUGAUAAAGGUUGUCUUUGAAGAAAAUUAUAUAUUUGUAAACCAGCUAUUGUAAUUAAGCUACUAUUUAAAUUCCUUUAAGCUUGUACUUGUUAAUUGUACUUCUAGUAGAUUUUUAUUUCUGUAAAUUGUCAAACCACAACGAAGAUCUUAGUCAUUGCUUUUUUGAAUAAAACAAUCAAUCCCAAAUAAGGUAGUCUAUAGUUGCCCUAUGAUGUCCUUAUUUCGUUGCUCCAGUGCUCUUGGAUAUUCCAUUCUUAUUAGCACAAAUCCAUGUUUAGAUAAAAUAAGAAGAAAUUGUCUCAACUACACAAAAAGUAAUUUUUGGAUGUUCCUGAAAAAACUCAUUUUACCUAAAUUCUUUGUCAUUGAAAUCGAUUUACGAGCUUUUUAAAACUUCAAAUUUACCAAAUGCAUAUUCCAUUUUAUUCUUAAGUUAAACUUGAUUAUAUUAUUCGUUAUAUUUUUCCUUAAACUUCUAUUUUUUCUUCAUUUACUAUUACAUUUCAUCUUGUGAUCAUUAUUUACCUAUAAUUGAGGUAAUUGUAUAACUCUCUUCAAAACGAAAUCAUAGAUUAGAUAAAACUGAAGAAUUAUCUGCUUGGAUAAUAAUAUGUAGCCUAUUUUAUAUAGAAAAGAAAACAUUCCUAUUGACAGACAUAUAUCAAACUCUAAAACUAUAUAAAUCAUUGUUGAAGACUUCAAAUUACAUCAACUCAGAUUAUCACUAUUAAUUUAUGUUAUGCAGGCUACAAUCAAUUAAUUGCCUAUACUUGUAGAAAAUUGUGUUUUUUCUUAUCAGUAGUCUAGUAAUAACUUACUUUAUCAUAAUUUUUCCUGCUUUGAUUAGAAAAAAUCAAUUCUUCUAGCUUGAAACUGUCACUGUAUUUGAAUUAUAGCUCUUUCAUUUUCACUUCAACUUAUGGCUUUUAGAUAACAAGAAUAUCCAAGAAUAUUCAUUGUCUUGUUAAAAACGCAAGAUAUCUGAUGAGUGAUUUUGUCUGGGAUUUCUUCUUUGCACUGGGUUCGAUCAGCCGCUAGGUCUGACAUUUCCAACCAGAAUUCACUCACCACAUACGCACAAAUCAUAUUCUUUCUUCAUUUUAUCCACAGUUUUUUAUUGGCAAAUAUAAUAUAUUUAUCACUUCACAUCUAACUCGUACUCAAGAGUUACUUUGAAGACUCUUCUACUCAAUCACUUUUACUUAACUUGUACGUGUUUCUUUUUUUAAUUUAUUUUGAAAAAAUCAUUUAUUAUUCAUAGUUACACAUUUAUGCAUCUAAAAUUCCACCAAAUCCCAGUUUCUAUUUUAACAUUCAAUUUAUUCGAGAUAUUAUAUUAUCUGCAUUAUUUUUACAAAUCAAUAUAGCUGAUUCAUUUCCAAUUUUAAAUUAUUAGUUGAAGUUAACAUCUCAUCAAUAUGAUGAGAUUUUAUUAAAACAUUAUACUGAGUCCAUUAAUAAAGCAUCCCUAAUUUUAAAAUUGAGUUACAAAAGCAUGUGAAUGAUGCAGGAUAUAUUCACCUUUAUUGAUGAACACUCAAUUUUUGUAACUACUUAUUAAAAUUAGAGAGGUUCUAUUACUGAAUCCUAUUCAUAACUGCAACUGUUAACAUGUGAACACUAAAAUAUUUUGUAAAUGAUACAGAAAUAAUGUUAAAUGUUGAAUAAUUAUAAAAAAUAUGAAACAUAGUCUGCCUUCUAUAUGUGUAAUAGUUUGCAUGUUUCUGAUUAUUAUAGAUAUAUAUUUUAGAAAAAUAGCUGUUUUUGAGUUGAGCGUUAAAAAAAAUUGAAAAAAUUUAUUUCGAAAUACACAGUAUUGUUAAUGUUAUGUAUAUUAGAAAUUUGGCAGGACCAAAUAUAUAAUGUGUGUGUAUGUGUAAGUAUUGGAUAGACAAACUUAUUUCACUAUAAAUCUAUUAUAAAUUAAUCGUAUUUUUGUAUUAGUUCAGUACACAAAACAUUCUAAACUUAAAAUAGGUAGAAUAAACAAUAUAUGUUGUUGUACGUGGUUUCAAGAUGUUAUUAUACUAUUUUGGCUGUAGAAGUAUUAUAAUACUAUGGAAUAAACAAAAAACUAUACGAAAUUCAGGUGAUUAGUAGAUUAAAACAAAACAAUAAAUAAAACUAUAAACUACAACAAAUAAUAAUAAUGGAAAGAAAUAACUAUAUCAGAUAAAAAUCUAUUAGUUGGUUGCCAUUUAAAUAAAAAUAGAAUUCAAAUAUUGUUAUAUUAGCUAGUGUAAUAUAUUAUGAUAUGUGUAAAUCAACCUAUUAUAUAGUUUGUAUCAACGUUUUAUAAUUUCAUACAUUUUAUAAAAGUUUUAUAUUCGUUGCCUGACAUGAAUUGUUAUUUUUUAAUGUGAUAAUAUUGAACACUUUAGCUUGCUUACUUCACGUGCUUUUUCUAUAGUCUUGACUAGCUUCUAUUUUUUAUUGAAAUAUCAAUUAUUGUAAGUGCAAUAAUAUUGACUGUAAUGAACAGAAACGAAUAGAAUUAAGAAUGCUUCACUCUAUUGAAUUACUUACCUCAAUGAUUGAUCUCUUAAUAAGUGAUUAUUUUAUCAAACCUUUUUUUCCUCUAAGUAGUUCAAGUAAUGACUCAUCUUUUCCACGUUCUCAACUCAGAUCGCACAAAUCAAUUUUUUCCAUUAGAAAUUUGCUAAGAUAGAUAAUCUACUACUGUCAUCACCUAUACAUAAAUAGGUACUAUAAAAAACGUGUCGUUUCUCGUAUCAUUAAUACGUCUAUCUAUCUAUUACAUUCAAUAUUAUUAUACAGAUCUUAAAUAAAAGUAGAAUAUUUUUGUAAUCCACUUCACUAUAAAUUUGAGACACAGUAAGUUUCUCAUUAUAGAUUCACAUUCAAUUUACUGGAAAAAAACCAGAUUUCUCAUUAUUGUUUUUUUGCCCCAAUUUCAAGAAAUAUACAAGAACUCAACCCAUUUUCAAUAAAGUAGUUACGAAGGAUUCAUUCUUUUCUAUUGAAUUCCUAACUUUCCUUCAGGGUAAAUGAUUUUUAAUUACCGAAUUAUAUUUUUAUCAAGAAGUUUUUUGAGUUCUUCAAGAAAUUAAUAAUUAGUUGUAGAAUUCAGAUUCCAAAAAAAUAUGUAUUACAAAUUAUUCCAGACAAGUAUUAGAUUCACUGUUUCUGAAAUUUUUAUUCAAUAAAAUUUUAUUAUUUCAUUCAAUGUCAUCUGAGGUGAAAUCCUACACAGUCAUAAAAUUUAUGUUUAUGAUAUUUAAUAUCUUAGAUUACAAAAAUUGAUAAAACUAAAAUAUAUUGGAUAUAUUUCAAAGUUCCAUACAAGUUGUAGUGUUUGACUAAAUAGAAAGUACUAAGAUACUAUAUUCAGUAUAUUUCCGUGUAUAUUUAGCUAUACUACUUGAAAAAAUGUAUCAUGCAUCCUAAUUUAUCGGUAGUCAAGAUUAUACUAGUCAUUAUUGUAUUUUUAUCUGCUGGUCGGAUACAAAGUAAUCAUUUGUUAGUUCUAUUGCAUUCUGUUUGUAAGGAAAAUUAUUUCCAAAAUGUUGAAUAAAUGGUUCGUCCAAA